AUGCGCAUCACAGAGCAGCUCUUGCGGCAACGCUCCGAGCACAAUGACGGCCUCUUGUCGGAGCUCGAGGAAGUCGCGCUCCACCAGUUUGAAAUCGAGAAGAUCGAAAAUAUUGACAAGCUGUGCAAGCACCUGAAAAUCCUUCUCCUUCAAAACAACAUCAUCGAGAAGAUUGAAAACGUACAGAGACUGAAAGAGCUGGAGUACCUGAAUCUGGCUCUGAAUAACAUUACGAAAGUUGAAAACCUCAAGGGAUGCGAGAGCUUGAAAAAGCUUGAUCUAACCGUAAACUUCAUCGACGUUACCGGCCUCGAAGAAUCCGUCUUCAACUUGCAAGCCAAUGAGAAACUGGACGACCUUUACCUCAUGGGAAAUCCGUGCACCGAAUGGGACGGCUGCCGGCUGUUUGUCGUCGCACAUCUGCCUCAGCUGAGGCAGCUUGACGGCAGGGUGAUCACACCGACCGAGCGAAUCGAAGCCGCCAGGCGCCUGCCCGCUCUGAAGAUGCAAUUGGUUGAGGAAAUCCGGAAAAAACAAACGAAUCCGAAAAAAGAGGAGUCGGCGACCGCGUACACUACGGAAAACAGGAAAAAAAUGUAUCUUGACAUGGCACGAGUAAGCCACUCGCACACAAAGCCCCGCUGA
Besnoitia besnoiti is the source of this 645-nucleotide messenger RNA. Its product is annotated as leucine rich repeat-containing protein. The transcript has 5 exons. Gene Ontology annotation, molecular function: protein binding. Gene Ontology annotation, cellular component: cytoplasm. The coding region runs from base 1 to 645 and encodes 214 amino acids. The record is from RefSeq and is a predicted model, not a curated record. NCBI's taxonomy places the organism in Eukaryota, Apicomplexa, Conoidasida, Eucoccidiorida, Sarcocystidae.